Messenger RNA from Brassica napus (rape), 3563 nucleotides. RefSeq lists its product as uncharacterized. Lineage: Eukaryota; Viridiplantae; Streptophyta; Magnoliopsida; Brassicales; Brassicaceae. The record is from RefSeq and is a predicted model, not a curated record. Bases 1941 to 3563 code for a protein of 540 amino acids. The transcript is spliced from 2 exons.
UCAAAAAAAAAUUAAACAAAAAUAUACCCGCCCUUUAAAAGGGCGGGUCAGAAUCUAGUUCUAAUUAAAUGACACAUCAUCAUAUCUCUUUUUUAAUUAGUAUAAAAUAUAGGUUACACUUUUUAAAGGAUCCUCAAUUAAUAUAUAGGAGAUGUAUAUUUAACUUAAAAAUCUAUAAAAUAAAGGUAAGGUCCAAAAGUAGGAUUCUAUUUUAACAAGGAGAUCUAUAUAAAUUUAAGACAACUUUUGACAAAGAAUCAUAUAAAUAAAGCAUUUCGACCCUUUUUCCCACAACAAAAUUGACAGAUAUAAAAUAAUGAAUAUUAGAAAAACAUUUGUUAUGUUUUUUCUUGUAGUGGUAUUAGCAACGUCUUCGUUGUCCAACUCCAACGUUUUAGCCUCACCGGUGAUCAAUCAAGUGGGUGGAUAUACUCAUUGCAUUUUAAGAUAUUGUACAAAAGAUUGGUUCGACAUUGACUGCGAUGAUGAGUGUAAAAGAAGAACAUACAGCACAGGGGCAUGUCUUGGUCCUUUUCCAAAACUUCAAUGUUGUUGCAAAAAGUAAAAAAAAAAACUUUAGAAAGUGGUCAUCUUUUAUACAACUGGUGAUUUAAGGGUUGGUUUAUAUUUUUCUAUAGUAUAAAAAGAUAUUUUAUUAUCUUGUUUUAUUUUCAAUAAAAUAAUCUAAUUAUAUUAUUAUUUUUUGUGUGUGUUUAUCAUCGUUUUUAGUUUUUUUUUUACUUGAUUCGAAAGAUCCUCAUUAUCACAUAAAAAUUAAACAAAAGAGUAAACAAAUUCAAAAAAAUAUAAGAAAAAAGCAAUUCCAUGAUGAUAGUAUUUACAUUUUUGAUAUAUACCAAAAUUAAAAUCUAAAAACAAUAUGGAUUUGUUGAUCUAAAUUUGUUAGAACAUAUAUUAUAACUCUUUUUACAAGGAUAAAAUAGAUGUUCUAACUUAUCUUAUAUGUUUUAUAAAGUUACAAUUUGUGUUGUAACGUCUUCUCUAUGAUCUAUCCAAAUAUAGAAUACAUAUGUCUCUGUUCUAAUCAAAUGUCUUUGUUAUAUAUAUAUAUUGUAGGCUUUUGUGUUCAUUGUAGAAAAAAUUAGAAAACGUUGAUUUGUGUUCUAUCUUGUUCAUAUAUUGUAGAUAAAACAGCGCGUUCUUACCUGUAUGCUAUGCUCUAACCAUAAUAGAAUUUAAAUUCUAACAUUUUUCAUGUGUUCUAUCUUAUUUAUAAUAUGUAUUCUUACCUUUUUCUAUGUUUUAUCGUUUUUAGAUUAUGUAUUUUAUAUUUUCCUAUAUUCUAUGUUUUUAAAUUUUAGAAAAUCUAGGAAAUAAUUCUAAAUAAUUUUAUUCAAAUUUAUCGUGUUUUAUGUUGAAUUGCAUUGAAUCACGUUGAAUUCAACUUUUUUAUUCAUCAAUUUCGUUCCUUUGUUCUUCUUGUGUUCAAAAUUACCUUGAAUGGUCGGAAAUAGAAGAGACUUCGACAGAUGAGCAUGCAAUAGUUGGCUGGAAUGUCGAGACAAAGUUCACCAAUUCUCCGUAAUGGAAUGCCAAUUAAGGGUUAUUUUUAAUACAAUGCUGAAAGUGAAAAAAACUAAAUAUUUCUAAUUAUUUUACUAACAAACUAAAUAAAUAAACUAUAUAAAUAUUUAGCUUUUAUUUUUGAUUGGCCAAUAUAAUUUAUAAAUUAGAUUAGAUAUUUAAUUUGUAUUAGAUUAUAAAUUAGAGGCUUAAUUUCGUAUUUAUAAAAUCAAAGGUAUAUUAAGACAAAAAUUAAUGAUAUCAAAAAUAUAAAAGUACAAACCAAUCCUCAAUAUGGCCUUCCUAUUAGCCAAAUUUCCCAUGUGUAAGUAAGUAACUCUCAUUAUUAUUAUUAUUAUUAUUAUUUAUUAACAUGGGGUAUCCCAUGUCUAUAAAGAGGUCUAUACUGUAAAAUAAUGAACGGCGACUCUAGGGUCUUGGCGAUUGGCGAAGGUAGGGUUUUGGAGUCGGGAGAUCGAGAUGCAACCAUGAUGGAUGUGGGGGAGAGAGCGAGACCACCAGGAGAUCCACCAGAUGCGGUAAUCUCGUGGGCAGCUAAGGCAGCGGGUACGAACGGGGGAGGCAUGCCAAAUCCAGAGAGUAUUAUGGAUGAUUCGUUUGUGGCGGAGCGGCUUCGGGUGGACUUUCCGAAUGGGGAGGAUGGUGAACCAUCAAUCACGAUCGAAUCGGAAGUGCUGGAAGCGAUGAACGGGAUGUGGAAGCAGUGUAUGAUUAUUAGGGUUUUGGGAAGGAGUGUCGCGAUAACUGCCUUGAACAAGAAACUAAGAGAACUAUGGCGUCCGAAGGGAGUAAUGCAUGUAAUGGACUUACCAAGACAAUUCUUCAUGGUUCGGUUCGAGAAGGAAGAAGAUUACUUGGCAGCGUUAACAGGAGGCCCAUGGAGGGCUUUUGGUAGUUAUCUCAUGGUGAGAGCUUGGUCGCCAGAGUUUGAUCCCCUCAGAGAUGACAUUGUUACGACACCGGUUUGGAUCAGACUGUCGAACAUCCCAGUGAAUUUCUACCACCGAUCAAUACUCAUGGGCAUUGCUAAAGGACUGGGGAGACCAAUUCGUGUUGAUCUGACCACAUUGAAUUUUGAAAGGGCAAGAUUUGCGAGAAUAUGCGUUGAAGUGAACCUUGCAAAGCCUUUGAAAGGGACAGUGCUAAUAAAUGGAGAGAGAUACUUCGUAGCCUAUGAGGGUCUAUCAGUUAUUUGUUCAAAAUGUGGAAUUUAUGGACAUUUGGUGCAUGGAUGUCCGAAGAUGAUUGCGGAAAGAAUGGCUAACUUGGCCGUAAAUGCAGAGCCGCAGGCCAAGAAUGGACUGGAAAAUAGACAAGAACAGCAAAUGCAAGAGGAUGGUUUUGUUCGGGUAAAGGGACCAAGGAGAGGGUCGCAGAUGCGGACCAGACAGACAAAGAACGUGAUGGGUGAAACUAGUGGAGAGGCAAGUCAGAACCAAGAGAUCGCUCACGGUGGGAAAACCGCAGAGAUUGCUUUAUCUAAUAAAUACGGGAGUUUGGAGAUGGACACAAACUUGGGAGAAACACGGGAAGAUUUUGUUGUGGGAGAAGAGAACAAGGAGAAUCAGGAUAUGAAUGUGGAUAGAAACAGAGGUAAGGAAAUCUCGCGUGGCAAAGAGACUAUGAUCUUUGGCGGGAAAGCAAACAUAAUGACGGGUUUGAAAGUGGGGAACAAAGAUAAGUGGGCUGGGGAUAAGAAGACAGGAGAGGGACCACGGGGAAGGCCCAAAAAAUUGAAUAAUCGGCCCGCUCGAGGGUUGGUUUUUGGCCCGACCAAAGGUGAGAUCAGUCUAUCGGAGUCUGGUAAGAGACUGAGAGUGGAGAGGUUGGAUGCAGGGAGAGAUGUUGAUCUAUUCAGAGAAAAUGCGGCGGCAAUUGGGGUUGCAGAGAAACCGCUGCAGUUACGAGAUGAGGAACUGGCAAAUCCGAUGGAUAAUAUCACCAGCGAGAUGGAACAAGGAGACUCGGAGAUACAGACGAGCUCGCAGGGAGAUGGAAGGGUUUUGUCCCUUGCAUAA